AUGAGCGAGCAUCUCAACGUCCUCAUCUCGACCUUCAAGGGUCUUGGCCUUCCGCCAACCCUGGUCUUGCGCGCGCCUCCAUCUACCACAAUCACCUGCCUACGAGACCUCAUCGAUGAGAAGAUACCUACCGGCGCCACCGAAUCCAAAUUCAUCCUCACAACACACUCAAAUCGGCUGUUGCCCCAAACAUCAGAAUCGCCAAUCUCCACAUACCUAUCCUCAAAUAACGAUGAUUUCAUCAACCUGCGCCUCACCAUUCCCCUCUGCGGUGGAAAGGGUGGUUUCGGAUCUCAGCUCCGAGCUGCCGGUGGCCGAAUGUCAUCCCGCAAGAAGCAAAAGCAAGACGAUAGCGGCUCAAGCCGAAACUUGGACGGUAGACGACUGCGCACUGUUAAUGAAGCCAAAGCUCUUGCCGAAUAUCUCGCCAUCAAACCGGAAAUGGAGCAAAAGGAGAGGGAGAGGCGACGCCAGCGCUGGGAAGAGAUUGUGGAUAUGGCAGAAAAGAGAGAGGCAGAGAUCAAGUCUGGCGGCAGGGGUAAGCUGGACGGCCAGUGGGUUGAAGACAAAGAAGAGAGCAACGAGAGAACUCGUGAUGCCGUGCUGGCUGCCAUGAAGUCUGGAAACUACAAGGAUAACUUAAUCAGCACAUCUCACGGCUCUGCUUCUUCUGAGCAAACCAAUGGCCAAUCUGCCAGCGAGGCAGAAGAUUCCGAGAGCUCAAAGGAAGCUACUCCUCCUGCAGAAGCUGCUGGACCUUCCAAGGCGAAACCAAGAACGUUUUUCGGAUUCGAUGACGAUGAAUUCAUGAGCUCUGAUUCGGAGGACGAGAGCGAGAAGAAGUCUUCAUAA
Molecule: messenger RNA, 852 nt
Organism: Trichoderma gamsii
Lineage: Eukaryota; Fungi; Ascomycota; Sordariomycetes; Hypocreales; Hypocreaceae
Exons: 1
Coding region: 1-852 (283 amino acids)
Cellular component (GO): nucleus
Source: RefSeq, a predicted model, not a curated record